Molecule: messenger RNA, 2312 nt
Organism: Aplysia californica (California sea hare)
Lineage: Eukaryota; Metazoa; Mollusca; Gastropoda; Aplysiida; Aplysiidae
Product: WD repeat-containing protein 70
Exons: 16
Coding region: 98-2242 (714 amino acids)
Biological process (GO): regulation of DNA double-strand break processing
Cellular component (GO): nucleus; site of double-strand break
Molecular function (GO): protein binding
Source: RefSeq, a predicted model, not a curated record
AGCACUCUCGCUUUCUCUCCGAUCACUGAAAACGAACUCGAAAACAUUGUUGUGACGAUUCUAAAUUUUUGGAGCCUGCUGAGAAAAGAAUAGCACAAUGGAUCGUGACUCCAAGUCCGAGACUUCAAAAAAGGCACGUACUUUUGACUUCAUGACCAUGUUUCAAGAAGCAAAGUUGACAGCUAUGGAGAGAUGUGGUGGAAACCAGGAUGCGCUACAGACAGAACCCACAAAUGAAGAAGAUGUGAUACCUGUGGAAGAGUCAAAAGUCAAAAAGAAGAAAGAGAAGAAAAUGAAGAAAAAGUCCAAACACAAGCACAAACACAAGCACAAACAUAAGCACAGUCGGUCUCGUGGUGGCUCGUCUGACGAAGCUGAGUCAGAUGAAGACGAAAAGUCAUCAGGCGGCAAACGGAUACCUAGAGAAGGUACACAGGACAGUGAUGACAGCAGUGAUGAAGCUGUGGGACCCCCACUACCUCCUGGUUUUGUCCCUCUAGCACAAGAAAACAACGGUAUGGGAAAAGGCGAUGGUGUAGCGCAAAAAGUACAAGAGAAGGGCGUAGAUGAUGACAAUGAGAAGAAAGCUGAUUCCUUGAUCAUGGGACCCCCUCCUCCUCCAGGCUUUAGACCACAGUUUUCUAAACCCUCAACAUCGAAAACGCAGUCGCAAAGUUCAAGUGCAUCCAUUAUCCCCACAAAUGAGGAUUCUGAUAAUGAGGAUGAGGAGAUGUCAGAUGAUGAUGAUAAUCCACUGAACAAAAUUCCAGAAAGUCAUGAAAUUGUUUUUGAUCAUGGAAAUAAAACAAUUUCAGCACUUGCCCUUGAUCCUUCAGGGGCCCGUUUAGUGUCUGGCAGCUAUGAUUUUGACAUCAAAUUAUGGGACUUUGCUGGCAUGGAUGCAUCCUUGAAGUCUUUCAGAUCCUUGAGACCCUGUGAAUGCCACCAGAUCAAAGGUCUGGAGUACAGCCCAACUGGCGACUCCAUCCUUGUGGUAGCGGGCAAUGCACAAGCAAAGGUCAUCGACAGGGAUGGCUUUGAAGUGAUGGAGUGUGUCAAAGGAGAUCAGUAUCUGGUGGAUCAAGCCAGUACUAAAGGGCACACAGCUGCUCUCAAUUAUGGAUGCUGGAAUCCGAAGCUGAGAGAGGAGUUCCUGACUUGUGCCAAUGAUUGCACUGUAAGACUGUGGGACCUGAACAAGAAAUUCAAACACAAGGACAUCAUCAAGACAAAAGGUCAGGGAGGUCGUAAGACCAUACCGACGUGCUGCACCUACAGUAAUGAUGGUCGCUACAUUGUCGCUGCAUGCAAUGAUGGGUCCAUUCAGCUGUGGGAUCACAACAAACACACAUUUGUCAAUGUUGCCAUGCACAACAGGAGUGCUCAUAUGAACGGGUCGGAAACGUCUAGUUUGAGGUUUUCUUACGAUGGUCUCACCUUAGCCUCCAGGGGUGGAGAUGAUACCCUUAAACUUUGGGACCUGAGGAACUUCAAACAACCCUUGAAAGUGGCAAACAACUUACCCAACAUGUUUCCCAUGACAGACUGCCUUUUCAGCCCAGAUGAUCGGCUUCUGGCAACAGCUGUAUCACUCCAGAAAAAUGAGACAGAUGGGAAAAUUGUUUUCCUUGACCGGAGCACACUAGAUAUUGUGAAGGAAAUGCAUGUGUCUGAUACUAGUACAAUCAAAUUUCUGUGGCAUCCAAAAUUGAACCAGAUGGUGGUUGGCUGUGGAAAUGGUCAAGUGAAACUCUUUUAUGACCCAGUGAAGAGUCACAGAGGAGCCAUGCUGUGCGUGGUGAAGAAACAGAGGAAGGUGAAACAAGCGGAGAUCAUGGCAGCUCAGAACAUCAUUACUCCCUAUGCUCUGCCAAUGUUCAGACAGGGGAGACCAACCAGCACUCGCAAGGCAGAGGAGAGGGUGAGGAAAGAUCCAGUGAAGAGUCACAGACCAGACCUGCCUGUCUCUGGACCUGGUACUGGUGGUCGUGUCGGAGCGAAAGGAGCGACCCUAUCGCAGUACGUGGCUCAGCAGCUUGUGUCUCGGAAGCCGGAUCCGUAUGAGAAAGAUCCACGUGCUGCUAUCUUGAGACAUGCCAAGGAUGCUGAAGAAAACCCAUAUUGGAUUGACCCAGCCUACAAAAAAACUCAGCCUGUGCCAGUUUUUAGACAACCAGAUGAGGACAACAAGAAAGAAGAAGAUGACGAGGGACCUCUUUGGAAGAAGAAAAAAUUGGGAUAGGCAGCUGGUUAUUGAUUGAAAUGCUUUCUGAUGUACUCCUGAAAUAAACUUUGAAAAAACCCCAAACAAA